Melitaea cinxia (Glanville fritillary) is the source of this 2328-nucleotide messenger RNA. RefSeq lists its product as uncharacterized. Lineage: Eukaryota; Metazoa; Arthropoda; Insecta; Lepidoptera; Nymphalidae. The coding region runs from base 1 to 2328 and encodes 775 amino acids. The transcript is spliced from 3 exons. The record is from RefSeq and is a predicted model, not a curated record.
AUGAAUAAAGCCAGAGGACGACGCGCACAAAAAACACCAAAGGUUCCAUCGAGCUCCGAAAUACAGUCAACGACAGAUGACGAAUAUCAAACACCGCCGUCCACCGCGGAAUCGGAUGCUGACGAUGCUGACUCAUCUACGAGACCAUCUAACCGUCGACGAGUCAUACGCCCGCCACCAGCUUGCUUGGAGAUUCAGGGACAAUGCGCUCCCACAAGAAAUCCCGCUGCCGGUGGUGCUGUGCGCCGCAUGAGAUGGACUCAAAAAAUGAAUGAGAGUGUCAUGCGAGCGUACUAUGAGGCGACAGGUGGGGGAAUUAACCUCACUGCGUAUCGUUCAACGAUGUUGUCUCUGUUUCAGGCGCUAGAACCAACCGUCACCGUAACUGCACAACGACUAUCGGAUCAAGUACGAGCCAUUCAGCGUUGUCACCUCCUGGAUGAAUCAGUACUUGAGCGGCUGCGUACAAAUUUACCACAACUUAAUACUGUUAGUCACAUUCGUGAUAUACAAACAUCACAAAAAGAGCAAAGAGAGGUAAUAAAUUUUAAUAUAAAUCAUAUAUCUCCUAACAGUGUUGAUUUGUCGGUAAACGAACAGGAUAAUGAGCCUAUGAGGAGAGCUUUGGAGGAUGCUAUUUUGAAAUAUAGAUCCUUGCCACCAAAUAUUAGGCCACAGCUACCUCGUUUGCCUAUUCACAGACGUAAUUUGGCUUUAGUAGGUGUUAUGGAUAAAAUUUUACAACAAUAUUUAGACAGCACUCAAAAUUUAUCCGAUACUCACUCACUUCUGUACUGUGGAGCUGCAGCUGUUUGUAAUGUAGCUAAUGUGAAGUUUAAAUCAAAUAAAAUUACUUUACCAUCCCAUACAGCUCCAGCUUGGCAGGCCAGAAUUGAAAAACGAAUAAAUUUAACCAGAACACUAAUAGCCAAAUUAACAUGUUUCAGGGCAGGUAACAGGCGUCCAAAAAUCAUGCGGUUUGUUCACCAGGCUUUUGCGGGUACAAAUAUAAGACCCAACGAGUACAUAACAUCAGUCUCAGACCGCAUAGAUUUUCUGAAGCAAAAACUCUGUGCAUGGGCAAAACGCAUUAAGAGGUAUAAAAAACGCAGGGAUCGAUAUCAUCAAAAUAGCAUAUUCCAAAGUGACCAACGAAAGGUAUACAGGAAUUGGGAACAGUGCACUACUAAUGUGGUCAAUGGUAAUUUACCGACCCGAGAAUCGAUAAAUAAUUUUUGGCGAAAUAUUUGGUCAAACCCCAUUGACCACAUUGAGAGUGAUUGGAUGGAUGCUGUCAGGAGGAGGUGCAGCUCACUUCCACAAAUGGAACAAAUUAAAAUAAAUUCAGAAGAUAUAAGUUAUGCAAUCCGUUCAACGUCGAAUUGGAAAUGUCCUGGACUGGACGGAUUGCAUAACUUUUGGCUUAAAUGGUUUCAUAGUUCGCACCCCAUCCUGGCAUCACAAUUUCAAAAUGCAAUUUCAACUAAUACUUUACCAAAAUUUAUGACGACUGGUACCACAUUCCUGUUAUACAAAUCGGGAUGUACCGCUGAUCCUAAAAACUACCGCCCUAUAACUUGCUUACCCACCAUCUAUAAGCUACUUACAUCUGUUCUCGUCACAAAAAUUACAAAACAUAUUACUACAAAUAAUAUUUUGGCUACGAUUCAGAACGGAUGUAAGUCUGGUAGUCGCGGUACUAAGGAACUUCUCCUCAUAGACAUGACCAUAUGCCAACAGGUACGUCGAAACCGGAAAAAUCUGGCUGCCGCUUGGAUUGACUACAAGAAAGCGUAUGAUUCAGUGCUUCAUACAUGGCUUAUGAAAGUAAUGGAGCUAUACAAAAUUGAUACUGCUUUGUGCUCUUUUCUGAGUACGUGUAUGAGACAGUGGAACACUUUUUUACGUCAUCCGGGUGCAGUUGAUGUUUCAGGAUCGACUGAACCGAUAAGGAUUAUGCGGGGUAUUUUUCAAGGUGAUAGUUUGAGUCCAUUGUGGUUUUGUCUAGCCUUGAACCCUUUAAGCACUUUAUUAGAGGAUUCAAGAUCUCUCAACGAAGGUGAAACCUAUAAAUAUCUCGGAAUGUCAGAGGCAUUGGGCAUUGAUGACGGAGCCAUGAAACAACUGAUAAAGGAACGAUUCUUUGGCCGGCUGAAGAAAGUUCUCAAUAGCUUUCUUUCGGGCGGUAACAAGACUCCCGUACUAAAAAUAGUAGUCCGCAGCGGGAGCAUGGAGCUGUAUCCAGCGAUGAAUCAAUGGGGAGUCCCAUCGGUCGGCCAACACACUCAGGACGGUGUUCGAUGUUCCACGCACUCGCUUCCACAGUGA